Messenger RNA from Pseudoliparis swirei, 5043 nucleotides. RefSeq names its product forkhead box protein O1-A-like. The record is from RefSeq and is a predicted model, not a curated record. Gene Ontology annotation, cellular component: nucleus. Gene Ontology annotation, molecular function: DNA-binding transcription factor activity, RNA polymerase II-specific; RNA polymerase II cis-regulatory region sequence-specific DNA binding. Gene Ontology annotation, biological process: regulation of transcription by RNA polymerase II. Bases 187 to 2127 code for a protein of 646 amino acids. The transcript is spliced from 4 exons. NCBI's taxonomy places the organism in Eukaryota, Metazoa, Chordata, Actinopteri, Perciformes, Liparidae.
UUCAGUGAAGACCUUGAACGAAACAGUUAUCUGACUUAUCCACUACAAACCUCUCUUUAUAUCUUCUACCUUAGAACUGGAAACUUCUUUUUUUUGUACAUUCUUUUUUUUUUUACCUGUUGAUUUUCGAGUCAUUAUUUAUUUCGUGUAUGUGAGUGUCUGAGUGAACGUGAGAGCGACUCAGACAUGGCUGAGGUACCGCCACCACAGCCGGUCGAAAUAGACCCAGAAUUUGAGCCUCUCUCUCGGCCGCGGUCCUGCACCUGGCCACUGCCCCGGCCGGAGCUCAGCGACCCGGCCAGCUCCAACACGUCGUCCCCGGCUCCGUCGGUGCAGCAGGAGCCGGGAGGAAACACCGAGUUCAUCAGUAACCUCGGCUUGUUAGAGGAGGACUACGAGGAGUAUGCAGAGCAGAAACCGCACAUGCCCUGCAAUGAUUUUCGGUGUCGGGAGAGAAACUGUGUGCAUCCACAUCACCACCACCAUCCUCCUCCUCCUCCUCCUCCUCAUCCUCAGCAGCAGCUCCCCGGCCCGCAGCUGCCGCCGCAGCAACAGGUGCCUCCUCCGGGUGUCGCACCCCUGGGCAGCUCCGGCCAGAGGAAGAGCAGCUCGUCCCGGCGCAACGCCUGGGGCAACAUGUCGUACGCCGACCUGAUCACCAAAGCGAUAGACAGCUCCCCCGAGAAGAGACUGACACUGUCUCAGAUUUACGACUGGAUGGUGAAGAAUGUGCCUUACUUCAAGGAUAAAGGAGACAGCAACAGCUCCGCGGGCUGGAAGAACUCCAUCAGACACAACCUUUCCUUGCACAGCCGCUUUGUGCGCAUCGAAAACGAGGGAACGGGGAAAAGCUCCUGGUGGAUGCUGAACCCGGAGGGGGGAAAGAGCGGAAAGUCACCUCGACGCAGAGCUGCCUCCAUGGACAACAACAGUAAGUUCACCAAGAGCAGAGGAAGGGCCACAAAGAAAAAGAUGUCUCUACAGGAAGCAGCUGAGGGAGGUGCAGGCAGCCCCGGCUCCCAGUACUCUAACUGGCUGGGAAGCCCAAACUCCCACAGUAACGAGGACUUUGAAGCCUGGAGCUCCUUCAGGACGCGCACCAGCUCUGAUGCCAGCACGCUGAGCGGCUGCCAUUCACCUUUUCCUCCUGAACAGGAUGACCUCGGGGACUCUGAUAGCCACAUGAUGUACCCUGGGCCAGCGGGGAGCAAGAUAAGCUCCACCCUGCCCAGCCUUUCCGAGGUCGCUGGAUCCAUGGGCCAACAUGGCUCCGAGAGCGCCAUGGAGAGCCUGCUGGACAACCUGAGCGUGAUGUCUCCUAAAGCCCAGCUAGGGUCUGACUCCUCACAUUCAUCAAAUGCUGCCAUGCUUCAGAGUCCCUACAGCUCCACUGGCUUGACUCCGCACCCACAGAAGGACUACCGUAAGUGCAUGUACAGCCAGGUGAGGAUGAACUCCCUGUCUCCUGCUCCCAUGCAGACGCGAACAGAGACAAAGCCGGGCUUUAGGGCUUAUGAGAACCAGUAUAUUUGUCCUGCUGGCCUCCUCAAAGAGCUGCUGACCUCAGAUGCAGAAGCCAGUAGAGAUGCACAGCUGUCUCAAGUGGGGAGGGGAGGUUGUCUAAUGCCUAAUUACAGCCGUCAGAGCCACAUGGGCUGUCAUAAUGGAGGAAAAAUGAUGACUCCUCCUCAAAGUCUUCUCGUUCCUCAUGUAAAUCCACAAGAUAUACACAGCCAGGGUCCUUCAACCUCACACGAUUUGAGCAGCUGUAACAUGAUCCCCCUGAGGAGCCUUUCAGGGGCCCCUCCUCGAAUGACCAGCCUGAGGACAUCCGUGCAGUUCCCGCGUGGACACCCAACACACAAUAGCGCUGUUUCAGCGAGCUACGGCAGCAACAGCGGCUACAGGGAACUCAACUUUAUUCACCCACACAGUCACCACCAGGAGCGGCUGCCCAGUGACCUGGACAACGUGUCCAUUGAGAGGUUUGAAUGUGACAUGGAGACUGUCCUCCAUGACACCCUCAUGGAUGGCGGCGCACUGGACUUUAACUUUGACCCCACAGCUGGUCCUCAUGGGUUCCCCCAGAGGGUGAAGACCACCACACAUAGCUGGGUGUCAGGCUAGGACGCAUGGUGGAUCACAACAGGUUUUUCUCAGCGUCCCGCCGCCGCUCACCUUCACCCAGAAACUGGGAAAUGUAAAUCAGCCACCGCCGUCACGUUCCGCAGAGCAUCUGGCAAAAUCUAAUUAAAAACUGUUUUACUUGUUUGGGUUGCAGCUCCAUGUAUAACAAUACAUCUUACUACUUUAUAUUUAAUAGAGUAAACUAAUGAAGUGUAUCAUUUAGAUCGAGAUACUGAAAUAAGACACAUUAGAGGAAAUGGUUUAAGUCAUAACUGCAUUAAACGUAAACUCUGCAAAGAGAAAAUGAAUGAGAGACAAGUCAGCAUCUGCAAACUCGCCUUGUUUUUAAUUACCUGUCCAAAACUGGAAACAUGUAUAUAUUUUUUUAUUAUUGCUGAUUUGUGUUUAUAUAAACAUAUACAUUACAAUAUAUUACAUAAGACAAAACCUAAAAGAGUGCCUUGCAGAAUUCAUUUCUCAAAAUGUAUGAUUUGUGGCCAGUUCGACAUUAGACCAACACACACAAUCACCUUUUGAUUUGGGAAUGAACUUUGCAGCAGCCAGUCGGCCCAGCUGAGCAUACGAGUGGGACCUGAAAUUGCAGUAAGGACACAACACAGUUGUAGCUAUUUAGGGUGUGACCACACGCACACACGCACACACACACACACACACACACACACACACACACACACACACACACACACACACACACACACACACACACACACACACACACACACGAGGUUUUAAAAUCAGUUCUUAACUAGUAAUCACCCAGUGAAAUUAGCCACUUUUGGGGUAAUUUGGAGCCAACAGAUCAGGAUGUAUUCAGCUGAACCAUUAAACAGUGUUUAUUUUGUAUCGGUGCUUAAAAUGUCCUGUAUCAAGUCUAAAAUGGAACACAUAUAUUUAAAGGAGAAGUUGAUAUUACAUUAUAAUCAAGCAAAAGCCUGCUAAAUAUGUUCUAUAUAGUCUGAUUAGGGAGUUUUUGAGGGUUGAAUGAAAAGCCCAUAAUGGUAGAUAAGUGUUAACCUAGUGAGGUCAGUGUAUCAUCUGCAUAUUGAAAGAUGUUAUCAUCUUUAUUGUGUGUGUGUGUGUGUGUGUGUGUGUGUGUGUGUGUUGCCAAGGCUGAACUUGUAUACUUCUGGCCCCAUCAGCUUAAACCUGUUGGUGCUCAUUUGACCGUAUGCUCCAGGACCUUGGAGGUCUGCACUCUACCAAGUGUACUUUCAUAGCUAAGAUGGUGAGCUAACAUGACCCAGAGACAAUAUUUCGGUGACUGAGAACAGGACAUGUCCAGGAAUAGACAACAUCACAUAGCAUACUAAGAAACAAACACCAAUAAAUCCAGAACAUCCACGGAUUAAAUGUUUAUUCACAGAUAUCUCGGUACAGUGCUAUCAAAUUCAACUCUAAUCGAAUAUCAGCCAUAUCUCCCACCGUUAGAUUUCAUUAGAGAUCGUGAGACAAGCUGCAUCUCUGACUGAAGUUCAUUUUCAUUCAUAUAUUAUAUGAAGGUAUUUAUUUAUAUUUUUGUUUUAAUUGUAGCUUAUAAUUGGAUUCUUGCUUUGUACUUUGCUUGUACAACAAUGUGUGCCAAUGCUGUGUGCAAUGUAUAUACCGUUACAUGAUAUGCUGUAUUUGUUUUGAUACGUCAAACUAACAUUUAAUUUACUUCUUCGUAAAUUAAAGAUUAGAGAUGUCGCCUUCUAAAAACUGUUCACUGAAAGUCCAAACCAAUAUCCUUUACUGUAGAUAAGUUUGAAUGCUCCCUUUUACAUUAAUAGUGUUUACAUGCAGUUUAGAAAACGUGGCUGUUAAGAAUAAUCCUAAACAUCUUAGUUUGUCUUUUGGGACUCAAUGUUGCCAUCAGGGGACAUCUUCCCAACUCACGUUAACGUCUUUUACAUUAGGACAUUCUGCUACACUGGAAGUUAUGAAAAACUGAAAAAAAAGCACGGUGAUCAGGUUGAAACCAUUUUGUAGAAUUUUUAGAUUUUCACCUCAGUGAAGAUGAAUGAUAUAGUGGGAGAAUUAGCAGAUAGACAUCCCUAAGUUGACUGGAAAUGGAUGAUGGCUUUUAAAGUUUCGCUGACACAGCACAUGAUUUGAUGCUGUUUACCUCCCAGCAGCUGUUUUUAUGCACCAAAGAGUUUCUACUAUGCCUCACACAAUAAAGAGUUCUCACAGACUUAUAAUAAUGAAAUUAUUAUUUUCCUUUGUCGUACAUUUUUGUAUAUGAGUGGUUUAAAUGACUUAUUCUUGAAGUAUUAUACUGUAUGUAUGAUUGUGUCAGAAAUGGUUGUUUACAUAUAUGAGUCCAAACCAUAUCAAUAAAUAUAUGAACACUCAUACCUCGAAAUAUUCUACCACUGAAGUGUUAAAGGGACUUCUCCUGCCAUUCUCCUCUGUAAGUAAUGUAUUGAAUUUGUCUUAAUUUUUGACAAUUUGUUUUGUAAAUACUUUUUGUUUUGUUUUUAUGUAUUUGAAAGAUACUGUUUAAACCUAUUGGGAGUUAUGCACCAUCUGCCUUGAUAUUUCUAAUGUGUUGGAGGAUUAUAGCCAUUAUUUUCGAGUAAAUAUUUUAAAUAUUUUGUCAUAAAGUAAGUAAUUUUAAAUCAGAAUAUGUGUUUGUGUGAAAUUAUAUAUUUUUAAAGGUUCUUUAAAAACAUGAAUUCAUCUGUUGAGACAAAACUCAAGGAAAGGAAUUCAGUAAACAGAAUAUAGUUAUAUUUCAUAAUAAUGCGUAUACGUCUGCAAUUGUGAAAGCUUAUCAGAAAUAAAUGUUUGACGGGAGAAUUUUUAUCAUCGGCCAAAAUGCUACCUUGAACAAAUGAGAUUCAUGAUUUAAUAAAGAGAGUGCAUUGCAUUUGUAUAUGUAAUAUUGGACAUUAAAGAAAUGAUGAAACCCAA